AUGUUUGACAAGAGCCUGGGGCCUCUCAGGAACGCCUUGAAGUUGUGCAAGGAAGAGGCUCUUUGGCAAAGGUCCUUGCAUCUCCUCAACUAUUUCCCGGUUGUUGAUGUUUCCGCUUGGGAUGCUGCAACUGUCGCUUGCGGUCGCGCUGGACGUUGGGAGGUUUGCCUUUGGUUGCUGCAUGAACGCUGGACAGUUGAUACCCGCGCAACGUGGAAGGCUGGACAAGGAAAUCCUGGUUGUGGUGCUACCAUCAGCUCCUGUGCUCGCGCAAGCCUGUGGCCAUUGGCUUUACGUUUGCUUGCUGUAGCUCGUCAGCAGCGACAGCCAUUGGCAGACAGCAGCUGCAAUGCUGCGAUCAGCGCCUGUGUUCGAGUCGCAGCAUGGAGCCGGGCGCUUCGCAUUUUGCAGGAGGUGCCUAGAGCCAACGAAGGAGGUUAUAAUGUGACGAUUGCAGUUUGCAGUGAAGGGCGCCAAUGGGAGCGUGCGAUACAAUUGUUGCAGCUGAUGAGACAGGCAACUCGCCGUCCUGAUGAAUUCACCUUCAGUUCUCUAAUAGCUGCCUGCCAUCGCUCCACCACCUGGGAGGUGGCAAGUGGCCUGCUUGACGCCAUGCCCAGUUUGCAAGUGACACCCAAUAUCCUGAGUCAUUGCUCCAUGCUGACCUCGUAUGUGAAGGCCUAUCAUUGGGCACGUGCGUUGGAACUCUUCAAUCAUGCCAUACUUGGGGGAGAUUCUGACUCUACGAACCUUGUGGCUUGCACCGUGGCGUUCCAAGCACUUCAAUUGGCAGGUCCGUCAUGGACGAGAGGAGCGAAGCGGCUUUCGAAUCACAUGGGAGCCCGGCACGAUGUGGUGAGCAGCUCGGAUUCGCAUCCAGCAUCCAUUCAUGCGUGA
Molecule: messenger RNA, 897 nt
Organism: Durusdinium trenchii
Lineage: Eukaryota; Dinophyceae; Suessiales; Symbiodiniaceae
Source: the annotation of a GenBank genome assembly